This is a messenger RNA of Dioscorea cayenensis subsp. rotundata (Guinea yam), 2096 nucleotides long. Its product is annotated as disease resistance protein RPH8A-like. The record is from RefSeq and is a predicted model, not a curated record. Gene Ontology annotation, molecular function: ADP binding. NCBI's taxonomy places the organism in Eukaryota, Viridiplantae, Streptophyta, Magnoliopsida, Dioscoreales, Dioscoreaceae.
GUGAUGCUCAAAUUUGACUACUUUAGAUAGAGAGUUGCAGAUGGACUGUUUAUGUGAUUAAAACAAAUUACAAAAGAGAAGGCAGAAACAAAUUAAUGGCUGAGGCUGCAGUGUGUGCUCUAGUCCGGAAACUUGGUGAUCUGAUAGUGCAAGAAGCCAUAAAUUUGCAUGGAGUGAGAGGGGAAGUAGAGUGGUUGGAACGAGAACUGCGGCGAAUGCAGUGCUUCUUGAAGGAUGCAGAUGCAAAGAAGAACAAGGGUGAUGAUGAGAGGGUGAAGAACUGGGUCACAGAGAUGAGAGAUCUGGCUUUUGAAGCUGAGGACAUCAUUGACACUUUCAUGUAUUUAAAGCUGCGUAGACAACAGAAGCAGCCUGGUUGCAUUGGUUUCAUGAAGAGGUAUGUAUUUAUACUUGAUGAAUUAGUCAAUAGACACAAGAUUCAUGUAGAUGUUGAAGUGAUAAAAACCAAGUUGCAGGAGCUAUCUCAAAGUAGAUUAUUAUAUGGCAUUGCCAACAUAGGUGAAACAAUUGGCACAACUAGUCACUACAGAAGUCAACAUGUGAUCCCUAUAUUGCCCCAACUGAGUGAUGACAUUGAUAUGGUUGGCUUUGAUGAUGAGAAGAAAAAGAUUGUGCAAGAGUUGGUUGACAUAAACAAUACAAAUCGGUCAGUGAUCUCUAUAGUUGGUAUGGGUGGUCUGGGAAAGACUACACUUGCCAAAUCUGUUUAUAAUGAUCUUGAAGUCAAGAGAAGUUUUGAUGUAUUUGCAUGGGUAAUCAUAUCUCAACAAACUUGUUCAAAGGUGCAAGGGUCUACCAUUGGCACUAGUAGUCCUUUGGGGGACUUGUCUCAACUAAACCACAAACCCAAGAUGCAUGGCGAGAAAGUUGUUGAGAGCAUGAAAGGGCAAUUUGUGGAAGGUGGAGAAAGUUGCUUCACAGAGGACAAGGAUAUUCCUGCAAAAACAUUAAUUAGAUUGUGGUCAGCGAAGGAAGUUCCAUCAUGGAUUGGUCAGUUUCGCAAUCUUCAGACUUUUAUUAUCGCAAGUGGUAAUAUGAAAGAGAUAUCAGAUUCACUCUGGAGGAUUGACAAUCUCAGGGAAUAUGUUGCCAAAGCUCACAAAUCUGCGCAAAUUGAAAAAUCAAGAAAAGUCUCUUAUGAUCAUGCCAAUGCACUAUCUUCAUCACUCCAGAAAUUGGAGUUGGAUAAAUCUCAUUUGGAGCAAGAUCCAAUGGCAACACUAGAGAACCUGCAAUUUCUUAAAUAUCUUUCACUUGGAAUGCUGUCAUAUCGAGGCAAAAAGAUGAUAUGUUCAGCAACAGGUUUCCCGCAACUACUGUCCUUGUCCAUCACGUAUUUUGACAAACUUGAGGAGUGGAAGAUAGAGGAGAACUCAAUGCCAUGUCUCAAAUAUUUAAAGCUUGUUGCUUGUCUAAAGUUGAAGGUGAUUCCAGAAGGACUGAAGAAUGUGCCACUUGAUCAAUUGGAAUUGAGUCAAAUGCCUGAAGAAUUAGAAACCAGGAUUAAGGAGAACACAGGAGAAGACUGGUACAAGAUACAACAUGUGCCCAACAUCUCCGCUAGUUAUUAUAUAGGAGUGGCUUCAAGGGUAUUGAUUGUGGGCUUGAAUAUUGCAACUAGCCAGAGAGUUGCAGAGCGGCCUGUUUGUGUGAUUAAAACAAAUUACAAAAGAGAAGGCAGAAACAAAUUAAUGGCUGAGGCUGCAGUGGGUGCUCUAGUCCGGAAACUUGGUGAUCUGUGCUUCUUGAAGGAUGCAGAUGCAAGGAAGAACAAUGGAGAUGAUGAGAGGGUCAAGAACUGGGUCACAGACAUGAGAGAUCUGGCUUUUGAAGCUGAGGACAUCAUUGACUCUUACAUGGAUUUCAAGCUCCGUAGACAACAAAAGCAGCCUGGUUGCAUUGGCUUCAUCAAGAGUCUUCUAUAUUCUGAAUUGGAGCAAGACCCAAUGGCAACACUAGAGAAGCUACAAUUUCUCAAAUAUUUACACCUUGGCUCAUAUGAGGGCAAACAGAUAAUAUGUUUAGCAACAGGUUUCCCUCAACUGUUGACCUUGUAUAUUGAAUGUUUUUCCUGA